Messenger RNA from Olea europaea var. sylvestris, 836 nucleotides. RefSeq lists its product as uncharacterized. Bases 198 to 752 code for a protein of 184 amino acids. NCBI's taxonomy places the organism in Eukaryota, Viridiplantae, Streptophyta, Magnoliopsida, Lamiales, Oleaceae. The record is from RefSeq and is a predicted model, not a curated record. The transcript has a single exon.
AUAAGGAUUUUAUUGCCUGCCAAACAAGUCACAAACUGAAAGAAAAAGUCACACUUCUAAAUCUGCAAAGUUUUUGGCACUUUAUUUAAAUCACCUACUAUCAAGUGGAAAUUUGGAAACCAAUAUCCUGUAUAAAAUCCACUCUUACAAGACAUAUUAUUGACUAUCUUCCUAUAGAGAGAAAAAAAAAAAAAAAUAUGGCUGUCUCUUCAUCUCUCAAAACCCUCAACUCCCUUCAUAUUGUCUCCAUGAAAACUACUUCUUCUUCUUCCUCCUUUAGCUCCAUGAAAAUGAAAACCCUACUGCAAAUUCAAGCUUUCGUUCUCUCACACUUGUACCGCAUGGCUCGUGCUCUGACGAAAGCAAAAGCAAUUCUAGCUGAAGUUGUUAAAGAUAUUCAACUGGUUCACUUUAUAGAAUUCCCAGCCUUGAAACGAAACAAGAAUAAGCGUAAACUCUUUUUCGGUUCAUUUCGAUUGCACUACAAUUGGUGUUCUUCUCAUGUGAUGCCAGUAACAAUGCCAGUGCUCGAAAGUUGCUCCACUUGGAAUUCGAUUAUUCCGACAUCGGAGUACGACGGCUCCGAGCUCUCAUCGUAUCUCCGGUGGCUUGAGGAGAAGGGUCAUGAGAAUCCAAGAAAUGAAAUUGAUCGACUUGCUGAUUUGUUCAUUGAGAACUGCCAUGAGAAGUUCAGGUUGGAGAAACAAGAGUCUUAUAGGAGAUUCCAAGAAAUGAUGGCUAGAAGUAUAUGAGAAGCUAGGGUCGGUCCAACCUUUUUUAACUUCUACUUGUUUCAUUGCUGGUUUCCUGUCAUAUUGACCGGAGUAGAGUUUUGG